Brassica rapa (field mustard) is the source of this 1658-nucleotide messenger RNA. RefSeq names its product agmatine deiminase. The record is from RefSeq and is a predicted model, not a curated record. Gene Ontology annotation, molecular function: agmatine deiminase activity; protein-arginine deiminase activity. Lineage: Eukaryota; Viridiplantae; Streptophyta; Magnoliopsida; Brassicales; Brassicaceae. Gene Ontology annotation, biological process: putrescine biosynthetic process.
GUGGGUCUGUCUUGUAAUAAAAACCUUGAAAAUAACUAAACAAGUACUAGCAGUUAAAAUAUUUGACUUUCCGCGUUCUCUCCAUCACUCACACAGAGAUUACCUGGGGGGAAUGGAGGAGUCACGAGAAUCGCCGCCGGCGGAACACGGCUUCUACAUGCCGGCGGAGUGGGAGCCUCAUGCUCAAACUUGGAUCGGUUGGCCUGUUUUUGGUCGCAAACGCUGAAUUUUUCGGUGAUCAAAAUUUUUAAUCGCGGGUCGCUAGCGUCUGGUCGCUGCGAUCAGUCGCUGACUCCGCGACCGGUAAACGAACAACGUUUAGUCGCUGAAAUUGGUCGCUGACGCUAGCGACCUCCAAACGAACAGGGCCUAUAUAUAUAACCAUGAGAUUAUGUUAGACUUGUGUUGACCUCUGAUUGCAUGAAUCAAACAGUGAACGGCAAGAUAACUGGAGGCACAACGCUCUACCUGCACAGCGAGUGUUUGUAGAUGUUGCAAAGGCUAUCUCAAUGUUCGAACCUGUUACAGUCUGUGCAAGCCCCGCUCAGUGGGAAAAUGCAAGGAAGCAGCUUCCAGAGGAUAUCAGAGUUGUUGAGAUGAGCAUGAAUGAUUCUUGGUUCCGUGACUCUGGACCAACUUUUGUUGUAAGGAAAAAACCAUUAAAGCUCACUUCUCUUAAACGAAACAUCGCUGGAAUUGACUGGAACUUCAAUGCUUGGGGAGGAGCUGAGGAUGGAUGUUACAAUGAUUGGACUCAUGACCUUCUUGUUUCCAAAAAGAUUCUCGCUGUUGAGCGCAUUCCAAGGUUUCAACACUCAAUGAUUCUCGAAGGAGGCAGCAUCCAUGUCGACGGGGAAGGAACUUGCCUUGCCACGGAAGAGUGUCUCUUGAACAAAAACAGGAACCCUCACAUGAGUAAAGAGCAAAUAGAGGAAGAACUCAAGUGUUAUCUCGGAGUACAAACAUUUAUCUGGCUUCCUCGUGGUCUUUACGGUGAUGAUGACACAAACGGCCACAUUGAUAACAUGUGCUGCUUUGCUAAACCGGGAGUCGUGUUACUCUCUUGGACAGACGAUGAAACCGAUCCUCAGUACGAAAGAUCAGUAGAAGCUCUUUCGGUUUUCUCAAGCACAGUUGAUGCUCGUGGCAGGAAGAUUCAAGUCGUUAAGCUCCACGUCCCUGGACCGCUUUAUAUGACCGAAGAAGAAGCUUUUGGGAUCGUUCAGGAAGGUGGUGAAGCUAAACCGAGGAUCGCAGGGACGAGACUCGCAGCUUCCUAUGUGAACUUCUACAUCGCUAACGGAGGCAUAAUCGUGCCGCGGUUCGGUGACGCAAAACGCGAUGAAGACGCGAUUCGCGUCCUCUCGGAGACGUAUCCUCAUCACUCGGUUGUGGGGAUCGAGAACGCGAGAGAGAUUGUUCUAGCUGGAGGAAACAUACAUUGCAUUACGCAGCAGCAGCCGGCCGAGCCUAGUUCCGUCGCCGACAACGGCCACUGAUGGUGUUGUUCUUCACGCGCCGCUGAUACUGUCGUGCCAGGGUUUAAUGAAUCCUGGCCGUUAGUUUAUUGUUGUUAAAGAUUUGAUUCAAACCGUACGAUCGUUACAUUUGUAGCUCGUUGAGUAAUGAAAUUAAUGUUUAUUGGUUCUAAAUUCUGA